Molecule: messenger RNA, 1772 nt
Organism: Sus scrofa (pig)
Lineage: Eukaryota; Metazoa; Chordata; Mammalia; Artiodactyla; Suidae
Gene: CIRSR
Product: corepressor interacting with RBPJ, CIR1
Biological process (GO): negative regulation of DNA-templated transcription
Cellular component (GO): nucleus
Molecular function (GO): transcription corepressor activity
Source: RefSeq, marked validated
UUCCGGCUAGGCGCAGAGUUUGUUUACAUUGCUCAAAGAUCUAGCUGCUGCCUUUCCCAGCUCAGGCUCCAAAAUGGGGAAAUCCUUCGCCAAUUUCAUGUGCAAGAAGGACUUUCAUCCUGCCUCCAAAUCCAACAUCAAAAAAGUAUGGAUGGCAGAACAGAAAAUAUCAUAUGAUAAGAAGAAACAAGAAGAAUUAAUGCAGCAGUAUCUUAAAGAGCAAGAAUCAUAUGAUAACAGAUUGCUUAUGGGAGAUGAACGUGUAAAGAAUGGCCUUAAUUUCAUGUAUGAGGCUCCACCAGGGGCUAAGAAAGAAAACAAAGAGAAAGAAGAAACAGAAGGAGAGACCGAAUACAAAUUUGAAUGGCAGAAAGGAGCCCCACGAGAAAAAUAUGCCAAAGAUGACAUGAACAUCAGAGAUCAGCCCUUUGGUAUUCAGGUUCGAAAUGUGAGGUGCAUUAAAUGUCACAAAUGGGGUCAUGUCAACACAGAUCGAGAAUGUCCUUUGUUUGGUCUUUCUGGAAUUAAUGCAAGUUCAGUUCCCACUGAUGGCUCAGGGCCAUCGAUGCACCCCUCGGAGCUAAUAGCGGAGAUGAGAAACAGUGGGUUUGCACUGAAACGAAAUGUACUGGGGAGAAACUUGACCGCAAAUGAUCCAUCACAGGAAUAUGUUGCAAGCGAGGGUGAAGAAGAUCCAGAAGUUGAAUUUUUAAAGUCACUGACAACAAAACAAAAACAGAAACUUCUCAGGAAGCUGGAUCGACUUGAGAAGAAAAAAAAGAAAAAGAAAAAAGAUAGAAAAAAGAAAAAGCUUCAGAAGAGCAGAAGUAAACACAAAAAACAUAAAAACAAAUCCUCUUCCUCUUCCUCCUCCUCCUCCUCUUCCUCCUCUAGUGAGACUUCAGAAAGCAGCAGUGAGAGUGACAACAAAGAAAAAAACAUACAAAAGAAGAAAAGAAAGAAAAACAAGCAUUCAGGGCAUAACAGCAGUGAUUCUGACGAAGAGAUCGACAAGUCUAAGAAGAGAAAACUUGAUGAAGAGCGUUCUGGCAGUCACAGUAACAAGGAAAAGCCCAGAUCUUUCAAACAAGAGAGUUCUGGGGAGAAUGGCAAAUGGAGCCAUUCUGAUUCUGACCGAAAGCCCAGAAGCUAUAACCAGAGUCCAGAGAAGAGAGGAUCGGGAAGAGACGAGAGGAGAAACAGGAGCCAGAGCAGGGAUGAGAGGAAUAGGAGAAGCCGAAGCAGAAGUCACGGUAGCUACAAGCCAAAAGAAAUAAGAAAACGGUCACGGCGAAGUCCCAGUGAAGAGCGGAAGAGAGGAAACGACACCAGAAGCCAUGGCACAGAUAUAUACAGAGGGGGGAAAACGCCCAGAGAGCACUAGGGAGAUAAGCAUACUAGAGUGACGCCAAGAGAACGAAGCAGAAAUAGAGAAUAAGGAGAGAAUUGUAUAUGACAAUUCCCUGGAAAGAAAAAUAUCUCCACUUUCUUCUUGAAUACCUUUAGUAAGGGCUAAAUUAUGUACUAUUGUCUUUUUAAUAAAAAAAACCUCUAUUUUAAUUUUCCAUCUCUAUAAGCUGUCAUAUCAAGUACAAAACUACAUGAAUCCUAUAAGAAUGAAAUUGCAAAUAUUUGUAAGUGAUCUUUGAAAAUAUGAGCUGUAAAAAUAUUUUCUGUUGAUAAAUAUUUCUUGUGCCCUAUACUAAGAUAAAAAACCCCAUAUAAGUGUGACAUUUUCUUUGUUCCGAAACAUCAUUAAAAGAAUGAGAGUA